AUGGAGAAAAAGCAGGCUUCCAUGUUGAGAGUGUUAAAAUUCAGUAUAAAAAUAUUAUAUCCAAAGUUCAAUUUCUACAUAUUUUUAGUGUUUCUUGCUAUAAAGUUUAGAUAUUUACAACAGAAGCUUUCAAAGUCCAACGUUAUCAAUAUGUUCUCACUCAAUACUCUACCUGAAAAAGUUAUAAAAAAUAUUUUAAAGGAACAUAUAACAGAGGACUAUUUAGAAAUACUUGGACAUAAAUGUAUAAUUAUUCCUAAGGACAGUUUUAUAGACUUGUGUGUGGAGAACUUUUUCUAUGUAGAUAAUGGUGUUCUAUGGACUACUCUUUCACUGGCAAAUGAAUUUAAAAAGCAACAUGAGGAGGAAAAUCAAUUUAAGAAACAAAGCAGUUUUCCUCGAUUUAACUUUAAUUUACCAGCAGAUUUACAUAAAAAGUUAUACUCAACUUCAGCAGUGGCUCUAGAUAAUUUAAGAAUAGUACCACUUGUUGGAUCAAAGUUAGUUAAGGAUGCUUAUACAAGUGAAUCUGAACAACAUAACAUAUUAAAUUCCUUUGGUCUUAAUAAAAAUGAUAAUAUCUCUGUAUCUUUUCAUCCUAUAAAUUCAUUUGAAAAUAACCCACAAAUUGCAGCAACUGCAGAAGUCUGUUUGAUUCUUAGUGACUAUGACUUGUCCAAUGAUUUUCUUAAAGAGGUAUUAAGUAAUUACUUUGAAAAACCAAAAUUAAUUUCUGAAAUGGAUGUUAUAUGUAUUGAACUUACAAAAGAGAUAACUACUAAAUAUCAUUAUAAUCAUUUGGAUCUUGUGGAAUCCAGUGGAAGAGUUUCUUUCAAAUGUACAAAACUCACAAACAAUUCACACAAGGUACAAAAUGUGAUAACAUCACUUUUUGUUGUGAAAGGAGUAACACAACUGACUUUAGGUGAAAAUAUGCAUUCAGUUCGACCGAAGAAUGAAUUCUGUAUGUUACCAGCAGCAAAUGUUAUUCAUUCCUGCCCAUUGGGCUUAAAAGAAAAAUUUGAGGAAAUACAAGAAUCAAUUCAACCAUUCCUGAAUGGAGAUAUAAAUACAUUAUCAGAUUCAAUGUCUAGUCCAAUUAUACCAAUAUUACUCAUCACUGGUCCAACUGGCUCUGGACGACAUUUAUUAGUUAAAACAUUAGCUAAAUGUAAUGGGCUUAGUUAUGUGCAGAUUGACUGUAACCUUUUACAAAGCUCAACAGCAAAGCAAACAGAAAGUAAAAUAUAUUCAUCAAUACAAAAAGCUAAGGCAGCAGCACCCGCUAUUGUUUUAUUGGAUAAUUUUGAGGUUCUAGCUGUUGACCCACAAAACAAUGAAGAUCACAGAAUUGAAGAAUACUUCAUAAAUACCCUAACAGAUCUCUACCAAAACUAUACAAAACAUGCAAUAAUAUUCAUAGCUUUGACUGAAAACCGUGACUUGAAACCAAAUAUAAUGAGACUCUUCUUAGAAAAAUUUCAAAUAUCCAAAUUAAGUGUUCAGCAAAGAUUUGAAAUGCUCCAGUGGUUUUCAUCAAUCAUGGAACUUAAUAUAGACAAUCAAAUUGAUCAAGAAAAUGAAAAAAGAGAAAUCUUUAAGGAAAAUCUAAGUUUGCAUUCAAAAGAGGUUUUACGAAGAUUAGCAUCAAAGACGGAGACAUUUGUCUAUGGCCAUUUGGAUACAUUAAUGCAUUUUGCAUUAAAGGAGUCCUAUUUAAAGCAAGUUGACAAUUAUCCGCAAUUACCACAGGAUCCUAACUUAUAUGUAAUUCACGAAGAAGAUUUCAAUCGAGGAUUAGAGUCAAUAAGGAGUUUGCAAAGUCAGCAUUUGGAUGCACCAAAAAUACCUAAAGUGUAUUGGGAAGAUAUUGGUGGCUUGGAAAAACUAAAGAAGGAAUUGUUGAAAACUAUAGAAUUCCCUAUUAAAUUCCCACACUUGUUCAAGAAUUCAAGUCUUAAAAGAUCAGGAAUAUUAUUGUAUGGACCUCCAGGUUGUGGAAAGACCCUGGUGGCGAAAGCAGUUAGUACUGAACUUAACGUUAGUUUUAUGAGUGUGAAAGGGCCGGAGCUAUUAAAUAUGUAUAUAGGACAAUCAGAAGAAAAUGUAAGGAAAGUAUUUGAAUCGGCUCGUGCGUCCUCUCCCUGUAUUGUCUUCCUGGAUGAGCUGGAUGCGCUUGCGCCGGGUCGCGGCUCAGCUGGCGACUCAGGUGGCGCCAGUGAUAGAGUCGUUAGCCAGUUGUUAGCCGAACUUGAUCCAGUUACUAGUGAUGAUGGUGACACAAGUUUUGUAUUUGUUAUGGGUGCGACCAACCGGCCAGAUUUGUUGGAACAAUCCUUGCUUCGUCCAGGUCGACUUGACAAGUUGAUAUAUGUGGGACCAUAUUGUGGUCUACAAGAGAAAACCUCCGUUUUAAAAGCUCUAUGCCGAAGUUACAAUCUCCGUCCAGAAGUGGACCUUGAGAAGGUAGCAGCGGCUUUACCCCAACGCUGUACGGGGGCUGACUUACUGCAAGUUGUCUCCACUGCACGAACAGUUGCUGUACGCUCUCUAGUCGAAAAAAUUAAUACUGGGGUCGUCAAAGAAAGUGAAUUAAGUGAAGAUUCUGUAAUAUUAGGCGUUUCAGACUUAUGGAGAGGAGUUGAAUCCUUUCGACCAUCUGUCACUGAAGAGGAGCUUUAUUAUUAUGAGUCUCUACAAACAGUUAUGUAA
This is a messenger RNA of Pieris macdunnoughi, 2712 nucleotides long. The record is from the annotation of a GenBank genome assembly. Lineage: Eukaryota; Metazoa; Arthropoda; Insecta; Lepidoptera; Pieridae.